This is a messenger RNA of Neltuma alba, 1941 nucleotides long. RefSeq lists its product as uncharacterized. The record is from RefSeq and is a predicted model, not a curated record. NCBI's taxonomy places the organism in Eukaryota, Viridiplantae, Streptophyta, Magnoliopsida, Fabales, Fabaceae. The coding region runs from base 1 to 1941 and encodes 646 amino acids. The transcript is spliced from 8 exons.
AUGUUGCAGGAGCUAGAUAUAUCAGAAUGUGAAGAAUUAGUUUACAUUGUUGAAGAAGAUUAUGAAACAAAUGAUGAUGAUCAUCAUUUGUGCCAUGAACCAUGCUUUCCCUGCUUAGAACAAGUCUCUGUCAAUGAUUGUGACAAAUUGAGGCACCUGUUCUCUAUCACUAUUUCUGGUAUCCUUCCAAAACUAAGCUCUUUGAAGAUAAGUAGAGCCAAUGGACUUGAGCAUGUACUGGUAAGACAAGGAGAGAUGAAAGAGAUGGUCAUGAAGGAUGUGCUUCCACAACUAAGUCAAUUGGAGCUUAUAGAUCUUCCCAACCUUACUAGUCUCUGCCAUGGGAUUGAUUUUCAAGCUUUGAAAGGAGACGAUAAUAUGAAAGUAGAUGGUUGUCCCAAGUUUUCCUUUUAUGAAAUUUCAACGACCCAGCUUCAAGUAGGCCCUGAAACAGCAUAUUCUCAAGUUGAAAAAAAAGUAGAGGAGACACUUCCUUCUCAUCUCUGUACCAAACAAUCUUUAAAUACAGGAGAAGCAACACAACAACCCCUCAUGGAGAAGGUGCCACUUCGUACAAGUCCCAAUCUCCCCGUUCUUCCUACAAGAGACAACACUCAUGCAAGUGCCAAAAGUUUUGAAGAGAAAGAAGAAGAAGGAAAAGGAAGUGAUGACCGAAAUGACAUUCAAACUACUAACCAACAAACUCCUAAUGUUUUAGAUGAUGUUCAACUUUCUGACAAAUCCCUUGGACAUGCCAUUGUCUCAAGUGGAAGUGGUAAUCUGAGAGUUGAUCCAGGGGGCUUGAUGACUACCCAGGGUCAUCAAAGUGACAUAAGAACAAAGAGCUCUUUCCUAAAAGAGAACCCUAAGACUUCCAUUCAUGGAGACCCGUUUGUGCCGUGCACAGCAACUAUUUCAAGUAAGCAAACUUCUAAGGCGAUCUUGCCACCAAGUCCUAAAUCUUCGAAAGCUUCACUCUGCAAGUCUACAGAUGGUGAUAUUCAAGUUUCUGAUAAGUCUCAUGCCACUGUCAUUGGUAAUGCUGUACCCAUUCCACAGCCAACUACUCUUUACAAGGACGUUAGUGGCAAGGAAAUCAAUGAGACAAAUGUAAUUCAAGAUGAAUCCAAGGAAAAUAUGGCGUCCCAUGAUGGUCGACCAGAUUCAAUUGAGCAUGUAACUGCUGAUCCAAGCAACCUUAGGCAGAUGGAACAAGAGCCGUCAUGUUCUAGAGGCCAAAUGGAGCAUCCUGACGUGACAAAGUCAUCAGAUAUUAAUACAAAGCAUGCACAAUCUUCGUUGCUUCCAUUUUCCACUCCAUCAAAGUUGGCACCUUCUGUUACUGAGACUGAUCGGGCUUUGAAUGUUGGUGGGGUGCAAGAGAUAGUUGAGAUGAUGAAAUUAGAGGGUUCUGAGGCUUCUUUAUUGGCAGAGGCACUCAUGACUCAUCCACAACUACGUCUGUCUCCAAAUGAUCGAAGCACCCAAAUGCUAUGCAUAUCCUAUAGGGUUUUGAUCGAUAUACUCCAUAUUCUAACCACCAGAACACCCUUCACAAUCACUGAGGCAGACAAGAGGUUGUUGGAAGAGAAAUUAAAGGAUGCUUGUUUUGUUGGUUUUGACAAGGACUGGCUUGAAUCUAUUAAGACUAAGGUUUUUAAUACUGAUGUAACUGAAGUUGAUGGCAUUCAAGAAAUUCUAAAGGGUUUGGAUAGUGAUCUCAAAACCAACGAGGCAUUGCUUGCGGCUACUCGAGAUCAAGAAGUUGAGGCAGCACGAGUGGUGGAAUUGGCUCAAAAGGACUUGGAUGCUGCAUUGCAAGAGCAUGCAAAUGUGAUGGCAAAUCAUACUAAACUUUUGAAGGCUCGCCAAGACAUUCUAGCAAGGCAAAACCAAUGUUGGGAAAUGAUUGCUUCUAAAAAUAAACAUUUUGGAUUUUAG